AUGUCGCAACAGCAUCAGAAUACACUCCAACAGCAGCUGCUACACCAACAGGGUGCGAAGCAGUCUGCUCCGUAUCAACCAUCACAAUUGACCAACUCGCAGUAUCCUCAGCGACAAUAUCUACUUCAGCAACAGUACUAUCAACAGCAACUUCUAAACCAGCAGCAACCUCCAUUACUUUAUAGUCAAAAUACUACAGCUGCUCAGGAGCAUCCACAAGUUCGUAUCAAGUCUUCUGCAGUACGACAGGAAGAACGAGAGCUAGCAAAGGGCAAGCAGCAAUGGGAGUCUCAUUUGCAGCCUUCUAUUUAUCAACAAUACAAUAAUCAACCUCCGUCACAGCAGAAACAACAAUAUCCUGCUACACAGCAAACACAUUUACGUACACCCCAUCACAAGCAAUGGCAGCAUCUUCAACAAUAUGGUCAGAAUUUGGUAGAGUGGAGAUCCACUAUCGCGCCUGAUUCUGACAUGUCCAUAAUGCAGCAACAGCUGAGUCAUCCUGCGUCUACUCCUGCAGUCACUGCCGAUUCUAUCCAUACAGAAUCUCAGAGUGUAACAACCUGCCAGCCUAGUCUCCCAGCUAAUCAACACUACAGCCAGGGUGUCCAUAUGACACAUAGUCAUCAUGCUAAUAAACCCUAUACUGUACCAUCUCCUAAAACAUUGACUAGUAGACUGGUUGCUGCUACGUCAGGAUCCAUGUCUGCUGCCAGGCAUUCUGUCACGCAUUCUGCCACAGUCAAUCCUGGUCCCGCGUCGCAAUGGGUUGUGUCAGACACCACUUCCGAUGGAUUAGAAACACAGAUUUCCAAGGGUAUAAAAAGUGAUGAUCCAAGUGAUAGUAUGGCUAGCAAUCAUCUGGGCUUGGAUCCUUGCUCUUCCAUUGAUAGUGUUUACCGCAGUGAUAAAGUCGGUACUUUUAGAAUGAAUACCAACGGAGGUAGUUCAGAUAAUAACAUGAUAUCUGUCACAACCCAACAGCAGCCUAGUGCUGCCCAGAUUCAACAGAUGGAAUUUCAAUCCACAAUGAAUCGGCGCUCUGCUGUUCCAUCUGCUGCUGUUAACAAUAUUAACAAUGCUACCAACAUGGGCAUGCUGGCUACUCCCACAACGCUCUCUUUUUCCGCUUCCAUGGGCGAUCCCUCCGCCAUUCUUGCUACAAGCGCUCCUUUUACCUCCAGAUCCACAUCCUUUGAUAAAUCUUCAAUGCAGCAUCCAUCUGCUCGAUACAAUCAGAAUUUUGUGACUGGAGGUGCGCGCGCAGUUCCUCAGUUUGCACAGCGUUUGGUAAUGCAUGGCCAUCCUUAUAAUCAGCAACACAAUCUACAGCAGCAACAUACUCAGACUAUUCCUCAUGCGCAUGUGAAUUCUGUCAGUAAUUCUGAUCUCUUGAGCAAUGCCAAUGGCGGAGCCAUGGGCCAGAUCAACUCACUUAAACACAAGCUCAGUCAGGCUCAACACACUCAGCACGAUCAAUCUGGUCAAUCUGGUCAAUAUAAUCAGCAUCAUCAACAUAGUCAGCAGCUUCAGUCUUAUUAUAAUCCCUACACUGCUUAUUCAUCACAACUAUCACAACAAUCUACUCCAUAUAAUCAUAGUUUAGAUUCGUUUUUACAUGCCACAGAUCUCUUGCGUGUUCCAACAAACUCUCCUAUUCGAGACUCUAACCCAUCGUCGCGUGUCAACAGUGCUAAUCCUACUCCUGAACUGCCACAUCAGAUGCCUGCUCAUCUUCCCAAUACUUCCCAAUCCGUUUCUAUGAAUUUACAGCUUGCUCAACAAAAUAUAUUUACUUUGGCUCAACCCAGUAGAUCUCCAUCUCCAUUACUCGGUAAUGCAAGCGGUAAAAAUGGCGCUGUAACCACAUCCAAAGCCACUAUAAAACCCCAUCCUACAUCCGUUCAUAUUAUGCAUGCUCACACCAAGGGUUUAGACCCAUUAUCAAAUCCUUCAAGCGCAGCCUCUUCUGCUACUCAGCAUUCUGAUACUCCACUCUCAAUGCGCGGCACGUUUAUUCACAAUCCUACUGGUAUUCAAAUGAAUAUGCAUUCUCAAUUGCACAUGGCUGGUGACCCUGCGUUAUCUUUUGAUCGACAUCAUUCUCGCUCUUCUACUCCAAAUUUCACUGUUUCACGCGAAAGUAGUCCAGCAAGUCGAUCUACCGAUUUAGUCUCUGUUCAUAGCGCACGUACUGACUCUUAUCCAUAUAUGGACAUGUACCAACAGUCAGUUGCUUCAGGAGUCGCCGUGCGUCGUGAUUCUCAUAGCACGGCUUCUACUCCCAACACUGGAUCCAUGACUGCCCAAUUCCAAGUGUUGGGGCAUGGGCAUCUUGCUGCGCAGCAACAGUACUAUCAACAUCCAUCCCUAUAUCUUAAUCAACUUCAAACCAAAUCAAUCAACAAACCAGGAACCUACGAUUCACCCGCACUUAAUAAUGUCUCGCUUCCACAUGGUCAGAUAGGACCCGAUGGUUUGUGCAUUGGAGGUACGCCAUUGAGCAGUGAUCCUCAAGCUGCUACUGAUUCAAAAACAGGACCUCAAUGUUGGCCAACUAAUGGAUUUCAAUAUAAUCUUUCUACUGAUAUGGAAGUUGAUUUAAAUCUAUCCGAGGAAAAUAACACGCAACUUAAUAUAGCAAGGCUAGAUAAUGCUGGAAACGCUGCACUUCAAGUGGGUGCGCUUCAUAAUCUUUUGAAUACGCAUAUUAAUAUGAAUCAAUCCCAAAAAGCUCAAAAGAAUCCAUUAAACAGCUCCUAUCCAUCUCAAGAAAUUCAAGGUUUGCAGGAUUCUAAUGCUGCAGAUGGACAUAUCUCACAGAUGAUGGGAUCGUUGGAGUUUAAUUCUGCUGCUACUUCCCCAGCGAUUGGCUUGUCAAACAAUCAUCCUGAUCAACAAUUAACUGACAGUGUUAACUUUUCAAGACCUACUCUGGACGGAAGCGGGUCAGCAUCUAAUUUUUAUGGUGCAGUUGGGUUUCUUUCUCAAGAAAGCGAUCAAGAUUUACAAUCAUUUCCAUUGCAACAGCAUGAUUUGAAUUCUUCUACAUUUUCACUAAACCGUGCUGCCAAUUUGGAAGAAUCACGAACUUCAUCUGGAUCUACCUUUUUGAUAGCCAAGCCAUUUAAAUGCCACUAUAGUUGUAACAAGUCGUACAAGAAUGCCAACGGUCUCAAAUAUCACUUGAUUCAUGUGCAUGGUGAGUAUCCUGCAUCCAGUGGUAUUCAUACACCACAUAAUGGUGGUGGUGGUUCGUUGAACAAUUCAGGAAAUGAUGGAUCAAGACGAGGUCGUGGAAGCAAUACACCGGCCUCUGCAACCAGUGGCGAUCUAUCUCGCACAGGCACACCUACACCCAAUGCUGGGUUUCCGAGUUCUGGACCUACUUCGAAUGUUACGUUUAUUCAUCCGUCACACCGUCAGUAUCAAUGUCCCAUCUCACCCCUGUGCAUCAAAACGUACAAAAGCGUGGGUGGAUUACGGUAUCAUCUCAAGCACGCUCAUUCUGAUUUGAGUCUUGUUGACUGGCAGCAGGUUAUUACUUAUGCGCGCGAGCUUGCUGAGCGUGGCAGCACACAAUUGCGAUUAAACAUCACUACAGGGUUAGGACUUGGUUCCAAUUCUGGAACGGUAGCGCUAUCUGAUUGCAUACCCAACAGCACGGCAUUGAAUGCGAAUCAUUUAGAGCUUUGUGCAGAUCAGCUUUCACGAUCGGCACCUCCACCGCAAACUGGAGCGGAUGUGGCAGGAAUGCUAAAUAGCUCACCGCCUAUUCCGAUGCAAACUCCUCUUGUACCUCCACAAUUGAACUCUUCUAACCAGCAAUAUCAACAACAGACAAACAAGUCAACUUUAAACAAAUCUUCCGACUCGUAUGAUUACUAUCAUCAGUAA
This is a messenger RNA of Batrachochytrium dendrobatidis JAM81, 3897 nucleotides long. RefSeq lists its product as uncharacterized. Bases 1 to 3897 code for a protein of 1298 amino acids. Gene Ontology annotation, cellular component: nucleus. The transcript has a single exon. NCBI's taxonomy places the organism in Eukaryota, Fungi, Chytridiomycota, Chytridiomycetes, Rhizophydiales. The record is from RefSeq and is a predicted model, not a curated record.